Messenger RNA from Schizophyllum commune H4-8, 5092 nucleotides. RefSeq lists its product as uncharacterized. Gene Ontology annotation, molecular function: protein binding. NCBI's taxonomy places the organism in Eukaryota, Fungi, Basidiomycota, Agaricomycetes, Agaricales, Schizophyllaceae. The transcript is spliced from 26 exons. The record is from RefSeq and is a predicted model, not a curated record. Bases 455 to 5092 code for a protein of 1545 amino acids.
GCAAGGACGGACGGCGCGCGGCGAUGGGCGGCAGCGAUGGGAAGCUGUACAUCUACGACAUUGGCGACAUGGCGCUCUACCGCGAGUCCGAGUGGACGGAGAUGCAGAAGACGGUGUCGGGCUUGAUGGGGACACCUCAGGCGAAUGGGAUGGACGUAGAGGCGGCGAAGAUCGUUGCGGGUCGCUGAGAUACGGAGUAUGCUUCUGGCUUAUUGUAACGUCCUUCACGACCGUGUUGCCAUGAUACUCGCUGACAGCGACGACACUUCUGCAGUGGAAAGAAGGUCUUGCACAAUAGAGUCGCUGUUAUCGAUACCAUCAGGGUGACCUGAGUGUGACUACCACCCCGUGUGUGCAGCGUGCAGCUGCAUAAGUACAAUAGGCCUUCCCAGAGUCUCUCUUGCCAUCCUUGCCUUUCCCCCUCCUCUCUCCCCGACUCUGAGUAUACCGCGAGAUGGACAUCGACUUCAUUGACCCGGGCAAUCACACAGACGUGACGAUGCACACGGCAUCUGAGUAUGGGCGUGGUGGAGAUACGGCUCCGGAGACAGCAGAGUCGUUUGAUGAGCAUGAAGACCCUGACGAAGAGGCGCCUGAAGGGCACGCGCUCGCUUCACGAGACUCACCCCUCAAGACGCCCCCCAAGCGUCGCAGUAAGGCAGGCAAGCUCGCCGCGUUCAAGGAGCUGCCAGUCGACGUACUGUACGAGAUCCUUCUGCUGCUGAAUCCCCAAGAUCUCCUGGCCUUCGCUCGGACCAACAAGUAUCUGCAGGCGAUUCUGGUACACUCGGAGUGCCGCUUCGUCUGGAAGGCAGUCAGAGAACGUGUUGGGUAUCCGGCGCCCCGUGAGGCCCUCUACGAGUACUGGUGGGCAAGCCUGCUCUUCGGGAGGAAGAUAUGCCAGAUUUGCGGUAGUUCUCCGGUCAAAAACAUUGACUGGUACCUUCUGAAGCGUGUCUGCACGAGAUGCAAGGAUGAGCAACGAAGUCUGUUUCGUGAUACAGAGUUCAAGGAGGAAUAUCCUAAGAAGGACAAGCUAGUGCUUGACCUGGUGCUGCAUACACCCUAUCGAACGACCGUACAAGCCUACACGCCCCAAAAGCAGUUUUACUUGCGCAGUGACGUCGAUAGCAUGCUGAAGGAGAUCGCCAUACACAAGAGGAGGAUCUCCAAGCGAAGGGCUGGUGCGAAACAGGCCUUCGAUGAGUUCAAACAGAAGCGCAUCAAGUUUGUCGAGAAGACACACGACCUUGCCUACUCGCGCGCCGAGUGGGCCGGAAAGGUCUAUAAGAAGACCGUCAGCGAGGGCGAAAAGUUGGGUGAGGAACGAAGGGCCGCGAUCAGGGAGCGGCUGCUGCAACUAGGCUACGACGAGAGAGAUGUCGCCGACGCCGUUGACGUCGAUAACACGAACAUGACCGUCCAGAAGAAGCCGCUCACGGACUUGGCAUGGUCCCACAUUCGUGCCAAGUGGGUGGCCGAGGUUGAAUACCAUCGCUCGUUCAGGGAAGAGAAGGAACUUAGGCAGCGCCAGCGUGCGGAAGCCGAAGCAGAGAGGCUGCGCCAACUGCAGCUCGCUGCGCGCAGGGAGCGCGAGCGUAUCGUCACUGAGAUUUACAGCGGGUGGUGCUGCAAGACUCCCGCCUUUAAUCCAGAACUGACAUUUUUGGCGCUCCCUCUACCGCACGAGAUCUUUGAUCUCAGCCCCAUGCGCGAGCUGAUUGAAGCCGACGCAAAUGUGGUUGUGGAUAAGCGCCGUCUCCAGCUUGCACUGGAAAAGUGCAUGCCGCAGAUCAACGAGUUAUGGGCGCAACGCCAUGACUUCUUGCGUGGAGUUGCCGCCCGUAUCAGCCAUUGCAUGCGGCAGGCCGGUUCUUCAUCAUUGGAGGACGAUUCCUACGUUCUUCGCGUGGUAUGGACCCAGUGCGAUUUCAACGUUGCUACCCCAUUGGCGGAGGAACAAGAGAUAGGCCUGACCUUCAGCGACUUCGUCUUCUACUGGCGUUUUCACUGGAACGAACUUCCGCCGGAGAGUCAGAGCUGGGAAGUCUUAUCGCGGGUCACCUACAAUAAGCGCCGCUCGCUCGUGGUGGCUUCCCUCAUGGAAGCUAUGGGCUUUCCUAGGACGGCGCUCGACGAAUUUUUCACAACAGACGGGCCGCGCUUUUUGUGCAUGCGCUGCCCGUCGAUAAAGACCGAUGACACGCAUGGGCGAUGGGCGAUGACGUGGCAAGCUGCUGUUGUACACACUGAGAGAUGCCAUGCAGGCGUUGAUUGUGCUUGGCAAUGGCAAUUGCUUUCGGCAGCGGAUACUGCUCGUGUCAAAGCGCUGGAAUCCUCUACACACUUGGCUGACAAAGUAUGGUCCUGCUCCCAUUGCCGCGUGCAUUGGAACAACUGGAAGACCUUUGAAGAGGUUUGCGAACACGCAGAAAUGAAGCACAAGGAAGGGACGAAAUUCGGCCGCAUGGCUAUCACCACACAGCCGAAUUACAUUAAGCCUCUUCCCUUCGCGUGCUUGCGCGAGGCGCUUGUCUCUAAAAAUCAGGCGGAUGACGAAGACCGUACACAGGCAGCCAUUCUUUCUGCUGUGCAGUGUUCUGCUGAGAUACGAGAACGACUACGCGUUGAGGCCGUCCAUCCGUACUUUGGUCCUGAGAACAAACGCAGCAUUCUGGGCAAGAUAGUCGGUAGAGCCAUGCAGAAGCUCAAUCCCGAAGUGGAAACCAACUACGAAACGGUCUACGCGCGAGCUGUGCAUCCCUGUUACUCCGACGUUUCGGCAGUUCAGAUAUUGCCGAGCAGGGGGAGAGCAGACUCUGUGAUCACCCUUCCCGUCUCUUUGACGGAGGCUCUGUCCCCACAGUUGCCUACGCUGAGUCCCGGCAUUAAGGAAGGUAGAUUGUCGACGGAGUCGCCGCCCGUCGUGCAAGUGAACAUUGCUCACGCCCCUAUCAUGGCGCCAAUGGAUGCUCUCGAUGAAUGCUCGGCCCGCGCGCUUGGAACCUUCGACGUCUCCACGGAUUCCGGCGCUGCAGCUUUGGUUUCUCUGCUGUCUUAUCAUCAGCUUGGGAUUGCAACGUGCGCUACCAAGGCACAACUUCACGCACCAUGGGUGAAGCGCACCUUGCUAAGCGACCGCUUUCAACCGUGGCAAGUAGGCCUCGUCGCGGACUUGGGUCUCGACAACUGCGAACUUACCCCAGAAUCCCGCGUCCAUUGGUGGAUUUCUGGUCAUGGCGAGGCCGAGUCCAUCGUCUCUACCGCCAAUGUACCGCCUUCCGCUGACAAGGGCUACAGGAACGAACCCAACUUCGGUCAUAGCAAUAUUCGCUCGGAGAACUUCGAUGAUUCAGAGGUACCUGAAGAGCUCAUCGAUGAUGCGGUUGUUGAGGGGAAGAUACAAAAGUUCGAGAACGCAAGACGUAUCUGGAAAAGUGAGAAAUGCAAGGAUUCGUGCGAAGCGGCAAGGUCCUCAUCCGUGUCUUCGUCAAUUGAUAUCUUGGGCGAUCGUUAUUAUUCUCCGGCUGUGUACACUCCCUUGCGAGUUCCCGACUGGCUCAGCAUCUCAUGGCCUGAUCAGUCGAUGUGUCAGGAGAUUCGCAAGAAAUACUUGCUUCCCACAAUGCUACAACUGCCCGUCGACCGCAUCGAUUGCGCCUAUGUGCAGGGCAGCUACCAGCCUUUGCAUCUUCGUGGACAGCGUUUAGUUGUUGGCCCUGUCGAGCACCAUUCUCACAGUCGUGAAUUCAAUCUGGGACAUGGGGAGUUCGAGGCCCUGAAGCGUUUUGUGAUGGAAAACACUAUCGAAAGCGCGAUGCGCAAGCUAGAUGAUCGCGUACUGGACCUCUCGCAGCUGAGCAACGAUGCCGAGACGAUUCUGCUACGUGCUACUCCCGCCAUCAUUGCCGCCUCCAAUGACGCCAAUCAGCACCUUCGUAAACACAACGAAUCCGAGAUUAAGCAGCAAUGGCAAAGGAUCCUCCGCGCCGUUGUCAGCGCAUGUCCCAACAUCGAGGGGAGGUAUCUGGAUGCUAUCGCAGAACGUGCCACGCCUCUGUCUCGCAAUGAGCUCGCUGACGAUAUGAUGAGGGGAUCCAACACACUUAAAGAGGAUAUGGAAGUACAUGCAAUGUACCUCAACCCUGUGGCCCUGGCGCAAGUCAAACACGAUCGAAUACAUAACAAGUGGCGAAUCGCUGUGUCGAAGGACAUGGGCAACGACUCGGACGACCCGGACGACUCGGACGACUCGGACUAUGAUAGUGAUGAUGCCCGCGAUGGCAACAUCGACAAUCGCGCCGUUGACAACGAGGCUGGUCACAGCGAUGGCGACGAAUUCGACCUCGCCUCUCGCAUGAAACGGUCUCUGGCUGCCGACCAGGACCGCUCCUUGACCGCCGUCCACGACCUGUACACCCGCAUGCGGGAUCUGCAGGGUCAGUACGAGAAGCAGACGCCGGACGAAAACGCUUUGAAAGCACGACUUUUGCGCUACUUCGAUCGGGGCAGCACUUUUGACGGGUGCCUUGUCUGGAGCUUUCGUGGAUACUUUUCCGAGAAAUACUCGCUUGACGAAAUCAAGAGCUAUCGUUUCUUCAACUUCGAUGACGCCAAGCAGGCCAAAGAUUCGGGACAAGUCGCCGAACCGAGCAAGAGCGCCAGCCAUGCAGUGGAUCGCGCCGAAGCGGCGGUCGCUUCGCCUGUAGCUUUUACCAGGACGCAAGAGCUACUGGGAGAAGCUCGCGAAGUGGGCGAGGAUUCUCAGUAUCGGGCCGCCACUCCUUCCACCGAAGCUGACUUCGUCGCUGCUGCCGCCGACAGCGAGGAAUGUCAACCUAUGUCAGAGCUCCCUAAUCCCGAAGGCGCCGCUAGGGAGCUAGCAAGUCCGGCCAUAUUUUUCGAGUACAAGGCCGACUCGAAAGACAUCGCUGCUUGUUAUAAUCAGGCGCGCUUCGAUCUCAUCGAUGCCCUGAAGUACCUGGAUUCGCGCAAGAUCCAUAAUUUUCCUGUGUUUGCCGUCGUCGUUGUCGACACCGUGGGUCAUGUUAUCACGGCUUGGAGCGAGAAGGACAAGGUGAGUUACUCUUGA